AUGGCACACGGGGCCGAGGACUGCGCGACUGUCCUGGAGCAAUUCGUGCACGAUGCAGCGAACUUACCAGCCGAGAUAAAUCAUUUGAUGGAAGAAAUUGAGGCUAAAGACAAAGUGAUGCAGGAGUGUCGCGCAAUUAUCAACUCCCGAGACGGAAGCAUCCAAAAGUUCAUCAAACUCAACGGUAGUCUCGCGCCAAAUCCAAAAGAAGAGGAAUACAGCAAAGCCGUAUUGCAGAAUCUCGACCGUAGCGAGCAAAUCCAGAAUGAGAAAAUCCAGCUCAGCGAAAAAGCAUGUGUGCUCCUCGAUCGUCAGAUCAAGCGCCUCGACGUUCGCAUCCGCGACCUGGUCAACGAAGGCCUCCUCACAAAUGACCCUCCUCUCCCCUCUCUCUUCGACAGCAAGAAAAACUACGCUGACCCACCUCGCGCUUUCUUCACAAACCCGCGCCCUACCAACCCCACAAACGACACCAAGAACCCCAUACUCCACGCUGCGCAACAACUAAACCAGUCUACUUCCAAUACCCCGCGCGUCGCGCAAGCUGCCAACCUCGUCGCGCAAGCAUCAGCCCGCAGCUCAGCCCCCGCGACCCCAGCCGGUGUAUCAGGCGUCCCUCAUCUGCAGCGCCAACGUGAGUCCUCAGCCGGCGCCGUCGACAGCAAACGGCGCCGUCUAAACGCCACUCUCGGAACCCUCCCAACUACAUCCUCCAAUCUCCGUCAACCAUCCAUGGGCCCCGGCACCCCGAAGGCUGGGACUCCCGUCUCCAGCCGCGCGGGCAGUGUCGGUCCUCGCACGAUGGCCGCUGGCAUCGUCAAGAAACCACUCACCAAGAAGGUCGCACCCCACCAGCAGAAGAAGCACAAGAGCGGGUCUUCGCGAAAGGGCCUGAAGCAUUCGAGCGGCAGGGUUAAAUCACAUAAGUCGCCUGGCGGGGGUGAGGAGGAUGAUGAUUCCAUGCUCAGUAGUGCUGACAUGUCUGAAUCGGAUACGGGGGUGGAGAGGAUGAUAUGGACGAGGACGAGGACGAGGACGAGGGGAAUGAGGACUCAAAGGUCUAUUGUACCUGUCGCACAGUCAGUCAUGGUGAUAUGGUCGCUUGUGACAACGAUAAUUGUCCGUAUGAGUGGUUUCAUUGGAAGUGCGUGGGGUUGA
This is a messenger RNA of Penicillium chermesinum, 1158 nucleotides long. RefSeq names its product putative PHD finger domain protein. Gene Ontology annotation, cellular component: Rpd3L complex; Rpd3L-Expanded complex; nucleus. The coding region runs from base 1 to 1158 and encodes 385 amino acids. The transcript has a single exon. The record is from RefSeq and is a predicted model, not a curated record. NCBI's taxonomy places the organism in Eukaryota, Fungi, Ascomycota, Eurotiomycetes, Eurotiales, Aspergillaceae. Gene Ontology annotation, biological process: regulation of DNA-templated transcription.